Messenger RNA from Loxodonta africana (African savanna elephant), 483 nucleotides. Its product is annotated as small ribosomal subunit protein uS11-like. The transcript has a single exon. The record is from RefSeq and is a predicted model, not a curated record. Bases 1 to 483 code for a protein of 160 amino acids. Gene Ontology annotation, biological process: translation; ribosomal small subunit assembly. Gene Ontology annotation, molecular function: structural constituent of ribosome. NCBI's taxonomy places the organism in Eukaryota, Metazoa, Chordata, Mammalia, Proboscidea, Elephantidae. Gene Ontology annotation, cellular component: cytosolic small ribosomal subunit; ribosome.
AUGACACCUCCCAAGAGGAAGGAAAAGAAGGAAGAGCAGGUCAUCAGUCUUGGACAUCAGAUGGCUGAAGGAAAGAAGGUAUUUGGUGUCUGCCACAUUUUUGCAUCCUUCAAUGACACUUUUGUCCAUGCCACUGAUCUCUUUGACAAGAAAACCAUCUGCCAUGUGACUGGUGGGAUAAAAGUAAAAGCUGACCGAGAUGAAUCCUCACCAUAUGCCACCAUGUUGGCUGCCCAGAAUGUGGUCCAGAAGUGCAAGGAGCUGGGCAUCACUGCCUUACAUGUCAAACUCUAUGCCACAGGUAGAAAUAGGACCAAGACCCCUGGGCCUGGGGCCCAGUCUGCCCUCAGAGCCCUUGCCUGUUCAGGAAUGAAGAUCAGGCAGAUUGAGGAUGUCACCCCCAACACCUCCACAGCACGCAAAGAAAGGGGGGCUGCUGCGGUCACAGCUGUGAACAGGUGUCUUCCCUCAAAUUAUUGUUAA